Messenger RNA from Paraphaeosphaeria sporulosa, 1636 nucleotides. RefSeq lists its product as uncharacterized. Lineage: Eukaryota; Fungi; Ascomycota; Dothideomycetes; Pleosporales; Didymosphaeriaceae. The coding region runs from base 1 to 1566 and encodes 521 amino acids. The record is from RefSeq and is a predicted model, not a curated record. The transcript is spliced from 2 exons.
AUGAAUUCCCCGAUAGUUUACACCCAGUAUGGCCUGGCACUCUUCCAUCUGGUGCUCCAUUGGGCGCCGUCCUGGAGUGGGAUGGCAUGGAUGGACCCGCGCCCUUCAGCUUUGAUGCCGACGAUGGGGCAGGUGUCUUGCCAGACGCUUUUGCGUCUCAUAAGUGGCAUCGUGGGCCUGACAUACGGGUCUGUGGGGAUGGUCUUGUGGAGUGGAGUUGGCGAUGCAGCUCUCUCCUCGCACACCGCCUACACCCUCUACAUCGGUGCCAAUGCCAUGGCAGCAUUCCUCGUCCUGCAAAGGGUCCGGCUUUAUGAUCAAAAGAUCACAACACUGAGGGUCUUGAUCGUGAUCAAUUUGAUCACGCUGCGCACUAUCGAUCAGCAAUGGUGGUUGCUAGUCACAGCCCCUUCAUUGAACCUCCUUCUGGGAAGUUGCAUUCUCAUGAUGACCGCAACUCUGGCAGUGUGCGGGAAGAUGGGAGAUCGCAGUGACUCCGGACUGGAUGCUGUUGUUGGUGCUGUUGUUGGUGCUGUUGUCUGGAUUCUCAGCCUGCAGCUGCAACCGCUGCCUAUCGACCCCGAAGACUACAUCCGGUCCACCCUCAUGGUCGUGAUCGUGGCGGUGUGGUCACCGUGCGCAUGUUUGAAACCUCUCGUCAUGCUAGUUUGGUCCAUGUAUUGUCUUAGAUACGUCCUGUGGGAUGUUCAAUCGCCGUUUUGGGGUCCAUUGUUGCCCGAUUCGAUGGUGGCGGCCCUUCAAAAGCGAUCUUCAGACACAGUGUGGCAAAUUGUUGUUACGAUUGCAUGUACGCUGGUUAGCACAAUCAGUGCGGGGGUCUUUGCUUGGUAUGGACGCCAGCAAAUUGGGAUUACUAUCCGCAGAAUCGGGUCCGGGUUUGGCCGCGAUAAUCGUACAUCUCCAGAUGGCGACUCAAGUCCAGGAAGGCUCGAAGGAGGACUGGGAUCACGAGAAUCUGAGAACGAUGUUGCUCCGUCUGGCGACCUAGAGCACAGUGGCCGUCCCCCACCAAGUCCAAAUAUACUUGGGAGAGUAUGGAAGAACGUCGCCAAAGUCCCCAGUCAACUAUUUGCCAAAGCCAGCACCGUCCUGCAACAGAUACGGAGACCACCAAGGGAUGACGAUGACAUUGCUCUACCUGACCUAGAGCGCGGUGAGGGUGUACCCGAUAACGAGGGCCGAGCCGGUGGGUACACAAACCGUAGCCCCCUAUCGCCGGGAAACGAUAAUGUGAGCGGAGCCGCACGUGAUGCCGCUAUCACGGCUGGAGAGAAUCAGGUCGACCUAGCUUCCUCCCAGGCAAGUUUACCGGCGGAGAUAGACCGAGGAGACGGCGAUGAGUCCUUUAAAGUGGUUAAUGAGAUCGAACGUAUCGUCGGUGGUGAGGAAGGUGCUACUAAGAGUAGUGCCAGCGGCCAGUCCGCAUCGCAGAAACCCACGACAGAGAUCCGGCAACAUCUCGACCCGCGCGUGGAUUCUGAUGGGGGCAUUCAGGGGACUGAUCAAUGUGUCCGAGUGUUGCGUCCUACUGCGACUUGGUCUUGAAGGCGAAACUGGCAAUGGUAGGCAAGCUGGAACUCAUUCCGAUCGAUGAUUGUAGAGUUUGCGGUGCAGU